This is a messenger RNA of Rhagoletis pomonella (apple maggot), 3654 nucleotides long. RefSeq names its product zinc finger protein 91-like. Lineage: Eukaryota; Metazoa; Arthropoda; Insecta; Diptera; Tephritidae. Gene Ontology annotation, molecular function: DNA-binding transcription factor activity, RNA polymerase II-specific; zinc ion binding; RNA polymerase II cis-regulatory region sequence-specific DNA binding. The transcript is spliced from 5 exons. Gene Ontology annotation, cellular component: nucleus. The record is from RefSeq and is a predicted model, not a curated record. The coding region runs from base 601 to 2892 and encodes 763 amino acids. Gene Ontology annotation, biological process: regulation of transcription by RNA polymerase II.
GAGACCCCUCACGACUCGAAACAUCUCUUCGCAUGCCCGGAAAACUCCACAACCCUAAAAGCAUCGUCUCUAUGGACCGACCCCAUAGGGGCUGCACGCUUCUUGGGGCUGUCGUUAGUGGAACUCGACGACAACGACUGAGUUAUCAGCCGAUCUGGGCGGGGUUGUUGUAGCCCAUACAACAACAACAACAAAACCGCAAAUUUUUGAACGCAAAUUCAUUCAAUAAAUCAUGUCGUGUUAAAUUAUACUCUUCGUUUCGCGUGAUCUUAUAUAUUUGGUUUAUGGGUUCAAUGUACCAUAUAUUAAAAAAACAUCGAUGUAUCGAUACACCUAGUGGAAAAUGCUCGAUGCUUCGAAGGAGAACAUCGAUAUUCUCGAUGCAUCGAUAUUUUGGCUACAUUUCUAAUUUGCGGUCUAUGGUAAAAUUCACCCAAAAGUUAAUUAUUGGUUAACAACUAAGAAGAAUAACUUUGUGCUCUUAAAAUACUAAUUUAGUUACCUAUAUAAAGCAUUAUACUAAAAAUAUCAUGAUAGAAAGUAACUGAGGAAAACGAAAUUAUAUUAUUCGAUUAGCGUGAUCAAAAAAGUGUCCAAGAUAUGGAAACUAGCACCCUAUUAGGAGGCACUGUGCCUAACGGCGACCGAAUAUGUCGAGUUUGUUUGCAAGAAAAUGUUGAAUUGUUCUCAAUUUUUAAAGAAACUUAUAGUAGUGGCGUCACUAUAGCGCAUAUUUUAUCGGAAUGUAUCCGGUACCCCAUAAUAGCAGGCGAUCUAAAACUUCCGCAUCAUAUUUGCUCCUGUUGUCUGGAUAAAGCCCGUGCUGCCUACGAUUUUAAACAGCGUGUGGAAAAGGCGUAUGUUUCAUUACUGGAUCAGGUGGCAGAAAAUAUUAAGUGCAAUACAAAACAGGGGAUAUCAUCCUCUCGACUUAGGGAUUAUGGUACACAAACUGAUAGACUCAGCUUACAUCCUUGUGAAAUGUGUGAAAUGAAGUUUUUCGACUUGUUGGAACUUCGCCAACACCGUAAGCAGUUUCAUCACAAUAGCAAUUUGCAAUGUCGAAUUUGUGGAAUACGCUUUGAACGCAUCAGACAGUUGCGAAGCCAUCUGGUACACAAACACCCAAGUGUUGGUAUUGCAUUGGAUAUACAGUGUUCAAUAUGCCGGAGACGCUUUUCACGUAGAGAGCACUUAAAUCGUCAUUUGCGUAACGUACAUCACCAACCUGAGGCCGUGAGUAUUAGAGUCUCUCUCAAGGAGCCAGAAAUCGAACUAUCUAGUCAUAAAACUAAGGCACAUCAACCAGCUAAACCAAAAGAUGUGGAGGUGAAGAUUUUGGAAAAAGAAAAACAGGAGGUGGAAAGUAACUUUCAAUUAGAAAAAAACACUGGUGCCGCCGAAAACGAAGACUUUCUGGUUUCUUCCCAUUUUCUUGAAUGUGGGCAGCAUGUGCAUGGCGAGAUUGAAAGUGAUGUAAAUAUGAUUACUAACCCAAUUUCGAGUGAUGAGGAAGCCAACGACGGUAUGGAAUUACCUGAUGAUAUCUUACCUCAAUUAAAAUUAGAGCAUGAACCCGAUAUAAAAGUUAAAUGUGAAUUGGAUGAUUCUACGAAUGGCUUCGACAUGGCAAUGAUAUCACCCGAUUGGGAAAGAAGUAAUUCGCCGGUUAAUAAAAGUGCAAUCAAACAAGAAAAAAGUUUGUUCAUACCCUUGGGUGUGGAAAAUUUAUCUACACCGAAGAGAAACUCAAGCUCAAAUGAAGAGUACAACGACUAUACCGAGCGCCGGCGUAUAACCGAAGUUGUUGACGAGUUCCUUGCAAUUGAUGAAACAGCUAAUUCAGAAAACCGUUGUUCGAAAUGCCAACGAACCUUUUCGCGUCACUGCCAUCUGCGGCGUCACAUGCUAACACACGUUGAUGAAAAGGCACAUGCGUGCACCUACUGUCCGAAACGUUUUGCACGAAGUGACCACCUUAAAAAGCACGUUAUGAACCUGCAUCAAGCAAAAGAGUUCAAGUGUGAUCAUUGCAAUAGUGCGUUUGCUCGUUCAGCCGAAUUGACGAAGCACAUUGAAACACGACAUGGUAGCGAUCCUCAAGCUCAUAAGGUGCAUGACUGCGAGUAUUGUGGCAAAAAGUUUACAAGCCGAACUUAUCUUCGUAAGCAUAUCUUAAUGCAUACCGAUCGCGUUUUUGCUUGUAAAUUUUGCGAAGAGACAUUUAAAGAACGUAAGGCAUUGCGUGAACACGAGAAAGGUCAUCAUAGUGACCGACGGAAUUUUCUCUGUUCGGUGUGCGGAGAAAGUUUCGUCCGUAACGAUUAUUUGCGUGUACAUAUGCGGCGACACAAUGGCGAAAAGCCGUACAAAUGUCAGUAUUGUGGAAAAGGUUUUCCGCGUGCAACUGAUGUAAAAAUACAUGAAAGAUAUCAUACGGGCACGAAACCUAACUUGUGCACUCUAUGUGGUAAGGGUUUCCAUCGCGCCUACAAUCUCACCAUUCAUAUGCGCACACAUACAGGUGAACGACCUUUUAAGUGCGAAGAAUGUGGCCGUGGAUUUGCUCAGAGCAAUGAUUUGAAAGCUCAUAUACGCCGACACACUGGUGAACGUUUCAAGUGUCCUGAAUGUGAUGCUGGUUUUCUGCAAAUGUACGCACUGCGACAACAUGCACAGGCGGUGCAUGGCAUACAUAUGGAGCCUUCAACCGGACGCUUGCAAAGAUUUGCUCCUCUUGAAACAACAGUGACAGCGGGGCAGCCACUUGCAAGCAGCAAUUUGUCGCAUUCUAUUGGUGAACAUGCACAGUUGUUACAGCAGCAUCAACAAUUGUUACAAGCUCAAAUUUCUAGUGCUAUACUAAUGCCACAGCCACCUUCUUCUGUGUAAAACCAAGAAUUAGCCUAUUUACCGACAGCUGUCAUAUUGCUUUGGGGCAUUGUAUUUGCAUACAUAAAUAGUUUUUAUAUGGUAUUCAUAGUGAGUUGAAGGUAAGCUUAUUUUGUAUAAUUCAAUGAUCAAUUCAGUAUCUGGUAUGCAGAAAUUAAGUUAUUAAUCCAUAUGAAUAAAGCUUAGGCAAUUUCCUUUUCUAAAUGUUCGGUUAGUCUAGACUUAACUUACGUAAGAAAGUUUAAGCUUUUGCUUGGAAUUGCUUGUUUGCUUAUUCAAGGUUUCCAAGCUUAAUUUUAAGGACCAUGCUUAUUUUGCUUAUUUCUAUGUAUAAAGCUAAGUACGGACAUUUUAAACAAACGGUCAAGAAAAAAAUUGCUAUUGUGUGGGUAUAGUAGCGUCCGAGGAGUUUUGACAUCUGAUAUUUCACAGCUUGCUGCCUAACCUUUUCCUUAUGAAAUAAUGGAACGAGCAUAUACAUACAUAUUUCUAUUGAAAACAAGGGUGCGUUGUGCUCUUCACAAACAAACUUUACUAAACCAUGGUAGAAAGCGUAGCAAAAUUCUUAAGAACUUUGUUCUGCUUAAGAAAAAUUGGCUCAUAUCAAACAGGUAGUAGCAUUAGAUUAUUGGAGAGAUUAAAAAUAAUUUAUCUCAAAUGGAGAAUAACGAAUAUUUAAAAAAAUUUAAACGACCAGCGCAGAUCUCUAUUACUUGAAAAUAUCAGCGACACUUGGUUGUCUUUUGUAAUGUUUCAACUCUC